Messenger RNA from Oncorhynchus gorbuscha (pink salmon), 4623 nucleotides. RefSeq names its product inactive rhomboid protein 1-like. Gene Ontology annotation, molecular function: serine-type endopeptidase activity. Gene Ontology annotation, cellular component: endoplasmic reticulum membrane. Bases 809 to 3205 code for a protein of 798 amino acids. The record is from RefSeq and is a predicted model, not a curated record. The transcript is spliced from 15 exons. NCBI's taxonomy places the organism in Eukaryota, Metazoa, Chordata, Actinopteri, Salmoniformes, Salmonidae. Gene Ontology annotation, biological process: regulation of protein secretion; regulation of epidermal growth factor receptor signaling pathway.
AGAGAGAGCGAGAGAGAGAGAGAGAGGAGAGAGAAAAAAGAGGGAGAGGCUUGUAGAACUAAGUGUGUUAGGGAGGUGAGAACAGAGAUUCACAGAGAGCAGAUAUGUAGAGCCGUUGUCCAUUCCCACUGAGGAUCAGGCAGCUAGAGAGGAUUCAUGGAGAUACAGGCGGAAAGAUUUCACAACCUCAAGUUCAGAGAGACAAUCUUCUGUUGAAUUAAAAGGAAUCCUGGAGAGAGAAGACCGUUUUGAGGAAAACUGGAUACUCAAUUCUUCCAAGCACAGUAGACGGAUCACAGAUCAUGGCCUGGAGGUUAUGGAACUGAAGACAGCAAAUCCCUGUAAUAGAUACAGACUAGAAUAUCACACUGCGUCAAAGAUUGUCUCAAGUUCAGAGAGCAAAUCUUCUGUUGAAUUAAAAGUCUGUUGGAUUCUAUUUCCAAGCACAGUAGACGGAUCAUAGUGCUGCAGGAGAAAGACAAUUAUUUCGGAGUCACACUGGAGUUCAGCCAGCUUCUAGACGACACGUUCUCCUAGUGUGAUCCGCCGGUCUGAGAAACAUCAACUUGGCCAGGCCGUUUGAUUGACCCCCUCUCUGGGAAGAACAUACUACUGAAUGGAAGUACAUUUCACAUCAGCACCCAGUGGAUGUAUUGCAGCUCUCAGCCUCAAUGGACCUUCAAUUAUUCUCACCAGCUGUGAACCAGAGGGUGACUUGAGGUCAGACGUUGGACAGGAAUUAGGGGUGAGACCAGGACAUUAUGUGGUUGUGGAUCCAGGCUGCUGUAGCUCUGUGUGAGCCAGAGGAAUGACCCUACCUGCUUCCUGGGACUGGGAUGGACUGGACAGGGGCACGGCAGACUGGUUCGGGGUCAGUAAGGAAAACGACAGCACCCAGCGAUGGAGGAGGAAGAGCCUGCAGCACUGCAACCUGCGCUACGGCCGCCUCAAGGCCCAGGUGAUGAGGGAGAUGGAGCUGUCCAGCCAGGACAACCUGUCUCUGACCAGCACUGAGACCCCACCACCCCUCUACCUCCCCCCACACCACCACCACCCCCACCACCCCUAUGCCAUGCAGCGGAUUGUGGACCCCCUGGCGCGGGGCCGUGCAUUCCGCAUGGUGGAGGAGGUAGAUGGUUACAGCGUACCCCAGACCCCCAUCACCCCUGGUGCCGCCUCUCUCUGCUCCUUUUCCAGCUCGCGCUCCGCACUCAACAGGUUACCGCGGCGUCGCAAGCGAGAGUCGGUCGCCGUCAUGAGCUUCAAGGCCGCCGCAGCGCUGGUUAAGGGCCGUACGGUGAGGGAGAGGGAGGGCGCUGCCCGGCGGUGUCGCAGGCGGAGCUUCAUGCCAGUGAGUUUCCUGGAGGACGACACAGUGGACUUCCCUGACGAGCUGGACACCUCCUUCUUUGCUAGAGAUGGUCUGAGGAGAGGAGAUGAGGAGCUGUCUACCUAUGCAGACGAUGUGUUUGAUUCUCCGUCUGAGGCCGCCAUUAAAGAGGAGGAGUCUAACACAGCAGCGGAUGAGAGUGACCUCACAGGUGGCGCCUUGGACAAGAACGAACUGGAGAGGAGUCACCUGAUGCUGCCCCUGGAGCGGGGCUGGCGUAAAGGUAAAGAACCUGGACUGUCUCAGGUCCAGCCCAAGGUGCGUCUGCGCCAGGAGGUGGUGAGUGUGAGUGGGCAGCGACGGGGCCAGCGGAUCACAGUGCCCGUCAAGAAGCUCUUCGCCAGGGAGAAGAGGCCCUACGGCCUAGGGAUGGUGGGACGGCUCACUAACAGAACCUACCGCAAACGCAUCGACAGCUUCGUCCAGCAGCAGAUAGAGGACAUGGACGACCACAGGCCUUUCUUUACCUACUGGAUCACAUUUGUCCACCUGUUAAUCACCAUCCUGACUGUUUGUCUCUACGGCAUCGCCCCUGUGGGCUUCUCCCAGCAUGAGACCGUCGACUCGGUAUUGAGAAAUAAAGGUGUUUAUGAAAAUGUCAAGUUUGUGCAACAAGAAAACUUCUGGGUGGGACCAAAUUCUGAGGCGCUAAUCCACCUGGGGGCUAAGUUCUCCCCCUGCAUGCGUCAGGACCAGCAGGUCCAUGACCUGAUCCAGGAGAAGAGAGGAAGAGAGCGGGAGUCAGCCUGCUGUGUGAGGAAUGACCGCUCCGGCUGUCUUCAGACGUCACAGGAGGAGUGCUCGUCUACUCUAGCAGUGUGGGUGAAGUGGCCUCAUCACCCCAGUGCUCCUCUCCUGGAGGGGAAGGUCCGUCAGCACGGCUCAGUCUGCCACCAGGACCCCAGAAUAUGCCUGGAGCCAGCCUCUGUGUCGCCUCAUGAGUGGCCUGAUGACAUCACCAAGUGGCCAGUGUGUACCAGGUACAACCCAGGCAACCACACUAACCUCCCCCACGUAGACUGUGCCAUCACCGGACGGCCAUGCUGCAUUGGGACCAAAGGGAGGUGCGAGAUCACGUCCAGAGAGUACUGUGACUUUAUGAAGGGCUACUUCCACGAGGACGCGACUCUCUGCUCCCAGGUGGCCUGUAUGGAUGAUGUGUGUGGCCUGCUUCCUUUCCUCAACCCUGAGAUCCCAGACCAAUUCUACAGACUCUGGCUCUCUCUAUUCCUCCAUGCAGGGAUCCUGCACUGCCUGGUGUCGGUGCUCUUCCAGAUGACCAUCCUGAGGGACUUAGAGAAGCUGGCCGGCUGGCUGAGGAUCUCUAUCAUCUACAUCGUCUCUGGCAUCACUGGCAACCUGGCCAGCGCCAUCUUCCUACCCUACAGAGCAGAGGUGGGUCCAGCUGGCUCUCAGUUUGGUAUCCUGGCCUGUCUGUUUGUUGAGCUGUUCCAGAGCUGGCAGAUCCUGGAGCGUCCGUGGAGGGCUUUCACCAAGCUGUUGUGUGUCGUCAUCUUUCUCUUCUCCUUUGGCAUGCUGCCCUGGAUAGACAACUUCGCCCACAUCUCCGGAUUCAUCUCUGGACUCUUCCUCUCCUUCUCCUUUCUGCCAUACAUCAGUUUUGGCCGUUCGGACAUGUACCGUAAGCGUGUCCAGAUCUGUGUGUUCCUGUUGGUGUUCCUGGGUCUCUUCUCAGGACUGGCUGUACUGUUCUACAUACACCCAGUCAAGUGUGAGUGGUGUGAGUACCUCACCUGUAUUCCCCUCACUGACAAGUUCUGUGACAAGUAUGACCUCAACGCCCACCUCCACUGACCAGGCCUUUGACGGUACAAUUGCAAUGACUAGAAUGGACAAUCUCAAAGAACUAUAGCCUCACGCGCCAGGAUAGCAGGACGAAAGGGUCGGCUGGUGAACGAGACUCUAAGCAACGUCACGGCAUGGACCAGAUGACUAGAAUGGACAAUCUCAAAGAACUAUAGCCUCACGCGCCAGGAUAGCAGGACGAAAGGGUCGGCUGGUGAACGAGACUCUAAGCAAUGUCACGGCAUGGACCAGAUGACUAGAAUGGACAAUCUCAAAGAACUAUAGCCUCACGCGCCAGGAUAGCAGGACGAAAGGGUCGGCUGGUGAACAAGACUCUAAGCAACGUCACGGCAUGGACCAGACCGGCGGCCAUAUUUGGUGUAGUAUUCAGGACAUUGGAUGUGAAGAUUGCCAAUCUUGGAAAAAUAACUGUUGAUCUUAAUAACUGUUGAUCUGUCUCCAUUUGAUUUUGUUGAUUUGGACAUUGCUUGCGAGUGACCUGUCACUUUCAAAGCAUAAAGACUUAAAGAGAGAAGGCGGGGGUGGGGGGGUAAAUGUGACUGUUGCCUUGCCGCUGCUCUUAUUAAAAACAGACACAACAGCACCACCUUGUGGCCGUCAGACCACAUACAGCUGUGGAGGGAUUUUGUUUUGUAUUUUUCUACACACGUCAUAAAGCUGACGAAAAGUUGUAUUGGUUUAUUGGAUGACCUCAGACAGGGAACUAUCUCACAGGAAAGAAAAGGGAUUCCUGUAGUACUGUACGAUGACUGCCUCUGGUGCCUUGGUUAUUACUGCCAUAUCUAGGUCCAAGUCUCAAUGGCACACUAUUCUCUAUACCAGAGGUUCCCAAACGUUUUCACUCAGGCCCCCUUCCAGCGUUGGAGAACAUCUCACAAUGACACAAGCAUUGUUCAUGACACCAAGUGUUCACACCCCUCUUGUUGGCGGAGAGUUGUAAACGCUUAUUUCCUGCAAUUGUAGACAUUUUGCAGAGCCUCAUGUGUAUUCAUGUGAUAUUUGAGUAACUCAAAAAUUACCACAAAAUCUAUGGGCUAAAAAACAUUAGCUGACAUGUGUUAGUUAUAAAUAGGUUAUAAAUAGCUCUCUAAUGUAUGCAAUGACUGACAUGACAAGAGGAACUAAUGAUGCACUACCCAAUACCGAAAAUGCACCUUUUGCAUUCAACUAUUACAAAUUACAAGUGUUUUUUUGGGGGGGGGGGCUGCCGACCCCUCACCCCCCCUUGGGUAACACUGCUCUGUACAGUGAACUAUAUAGGGAAUAGUGUGUCAUGUGUGCCCUAUAUUACACUAGACAAAACACUUGUAGGUUAACAUGUGUACUGCUGUCUAAGUAGUGGUGAGUGUUUGGAGGGUAGCGUUUUAGCUACCUGCUUAUCUGUACCUGCCAAUACAGCAACACAA